Messenger RNA from Nematocida ausubeli, 1386 nucleotides. RefSeq lists its product as uncharacterized. The transcript has a single exon. The record is from RefSeq and is a predicted model, not a curated record. Lineage: Eukaryota; Fungi; Microsporidia. Bases 1 to 1386 code for a protein of 461 amino acids.
AUGACAGCAGACGGGUUAGUGCUUCAUAAGGACUGGGUAUCUUUGUGUAACAGACUUUUAAAGAACCCAAAGACCCAUCUUAAGGAAAUAUCCAGGAUGCUUGGUAGAUCACAGAAAUUCAUGGCUGCAAUUUCUGGCUCUGGUGAAUCUCCUGCUUAUGCCUCUUAUGCAGACACUCUAAGAGAGACAGUGGAAAGAAUUCUUUCUGUUUUAAUUUCGAAUUGUACAGAUGCAGAUUCACAUCCUGGGAUAUUUUAUAUUAUAUCCAGCUACAAGAAUGCUUUUGUCUGUGACUUUACACCAAUUAUCCAGAUAUUUCUAGUGGAAAGUUCAUCUUUUUAUAUUCUACGGAUUAUUGAGCGAAUUUGCAGUCAUCCGGAAAUUAUUGAAAAAUUAGAAGAGACAGAAGUACAAAUAUUAAUGAAAUUAGGGGCAUAUACCACUGACCCAGAAUAUUCAACAGGAGAAUUUGCAGUCCGUGGGAUAUUUAGUCUAUAUAAAAGGAAGAAAGGAAGGCAUCUAUUUCUUUCAGUUUUAUCAAAAUCUUUCCAAAUAAGAUAUCUAGAUCUUUUUGUAUCAAAAAUAUUCCCAGAGAUAAUUGCCUCUGAAGACUCUAGAUUUGUAAUUUCAAUGAUAGAAAUUCUCUCAAAAAUCAAAGAAAUUCCCAUCCUACUAAUCUCACAGAAUGCAAAGAGAGAGACUCUCCUGGCAUUCCCCAGUGUAUUACAAGAAAGAAUUUGGAGUAGACUAGAAAGUGAGAAAUUACCACAAGAGUACAUAGCAGGAAUUAGUCUAGCAGCCAAAGUACCAGAACUAUUCAAUAUAAAUAGACUAAUUAGACUCCUUGUCAACCACAAAGAUGAAAAUAUAUUAUACUCCCAGGGAGAUGCCUUAAUACACUGUCUUAAUACACUGAAUAUCUCAAAUUACCACAUAACAGAAGAAGAUAACAGGAUUAUUGCAGAAGAACCAGAAGAACCAGAAGAUAAUUCAAACAAGAGAAUAAUCUCUAUAGAUAAGCACUUGCUAACUGAAUUCCUAAAAAGACUGUUAUUUCACUCAGAUGGAACCAGAAUAGAAUAUUGCAGAAUACUUUUCACAGUGAAAAUUCCCUCUCAAAAGGAAUCUAUCCUAACCUUAUUAAGGAAUAAAAAUAUUCGAGUCAAAUGGAAUGCACUCAGAACCCUGACAGUAUACACCCUCACAGACCCAGAAAUAACAAAAAUAAUCACUCUCUUGACAACAUCUCAAAAUGAGAAAAUUAAGAUGUGGUGUCUAAAGAUACUUGAAGUAAACAAAAGGAAAAUAAACCCAAAUUUAUUUCAAAUGAAAGAGUCACAAUAUAAAUCAGAGAUGGAAGAAAUAUUGAAAAGAAUAAAUAAUUGA